This is a messenger RNA of Diaporthe amygdali, 1059 nucleotides long. RefSeq lists its product as uncharacterized. Bases 1 to 1059 code for a protein of 352 amino acids. The record is from RefSeq and is a predicted model, not a curated record. The transcript has 4 exons. Lineage: Eukaryota; Fungi; Ascomycota; Sordariomycetes; Diaporthales; Diaporthaceae.
AUGCAGGACUGGGGCACUGCAGCCCUGUUGAGGACAACACGUCCCAAGACGUACAAAAGACAACUCGGCCACCUGGAAGAUCGCCGCUCCAUGAGUCGUAAAGCCAUCGGCAGUGCGACCCCCCGAUCGCGGAAACGUUGGGGCCAGCAGCUCGAGACGCAAUGCGAUUCGCGAGGGGGGCACAUCCCGCCCACAUCACUAGCUGGGGAAAUGAUGAUGCACCGUUAUCCCACGGGGGCGUCGUGGGGUACUGGACCAAGCCCUCGGCGAAAGCUCACUAAUCUGCGUGCCUUGACUUGCUUGGAGAGUGAGGCUGCAGAAGGGAGCAUCCCGGGCAGACAAGUGUCGUCGGCGCAGGAUGAAACCUGUUUGACAGGCAGACAGACAGCAGCCAGCCAGACGGGCAAACGUGCAGACGGGCAGACGCAGUCAGAAUCCUCCAUCUGUCAACGCAUCGGCAGUGGCGCGUCGGAUUUCAAGCCGGGCGAUCUCUCAUCGGCGAAGCACCAAAUCACCCCUGGUCAGAGUCGCACCGGACGAACGCACAUGCUGGCAUGGAGCACGACUAGUCCGUACUACUCUGUGGUACUCUAUGCGGCCUUGCACACGCGUAGGUUGGGCCAUCUUCCGGACAAACCCAGCCUUGUCCAAGUGGUGAGGUUGUCGUACGCGCUCAGGACAGGCGCAAGCGCUGCCGUCUUUUCCGUGUGCAACCCUCCGACCAGGGCACAAGUGCAAGCCCAUCAGAUUCCUUCGAGCCUCGAGGGCUACCACACACUCGCCGUUUCGGCGCCGGACCGGGCUGACUGGGAGUGGGUGGGAGUGGGCGGAAUUCAGAUGAGCAUGACCAAGCUUCCCUGGACCCUGAUGAACCAAGGAUGGGGUUUUCCGUCGCCCUCGAUCCCCGGUCCGAGCUUUCCAGUCAGCUCAAGGCUUGCCCGAAAGCGUGGUAAUUACUAUGCUUCAUCAAUCAGCGACGACAAGAGCCAGCUGUGGGGUGGACUGGACCCCGUCGGGCCUGCGGCUGCGGCUGUUGGCUGUUGCAAAAUCGCUCAGUGA